Molecule: messenger RNA, 2780 nt
Organism: Lepisosteus oculatus (spotted gar)
Lineage: Eukaryota; Metazoa; Chordata; Actinopteri; Semionotiformes; Lepisosteidae
Gene: fancc
Product: FA complementation group C
Biological process (GO): interstrand cross-link repair; nucleotide-excision repair; cellular response to oxidative stress
Cellular component (GO): Fanconi anaemia nuclear complex
Source: RefSeq, a predicted model, not a curated record
GAGAGCGGCAGCUUGCUGCAGAGAGACCGGGAGAUGGAGAUCGGGGUCGGGGUUUGAUGAGGCUUAUAAGACACUGCAGAAUCCUUCCUCGUCUUCCCCGUCUUUGUUCCUGAAACCGCCGUCCCCUCUGUCUUGUUUGGGAGUGUCCGUGUUUCCAUAUGAGACUUCCUACAUUAUGGCCCAGAGAAGUUCCCCCAGUGAAGAUCUGAUUGAGUUCUGGCUUGACAAGGCAGUGGAAUGGGGCCAGGCCACGACCUUCACAUCCCAGCAAGACGUUUGCCUGCACCUGCAGAAGCUCAGGACGUUUCUGCAGCAGCUUUGCCAGAAGUUGCAGACCAUGAAUACCACUGUGGCCAUGAGAACGUUUCCCCUGGUGGGCCAGUUGUUUGGAAGACUCUGUUGGAAUCCAUAUGUAAUAGCGGAUGAAGAGAGCCAGAGGACGCUGCUGCAGUGUUUAUGGUGUCUAUAUAGUGCCGAACCUCAGAAUACCGUAGAACUGAAGGCCAACGACUGGCUCUGGAACUUAUUAUGUCACCUCAUUUCUGAAGAAGACAAAAGUGCAGCAAGCACUUCUCUCCAGACUUUGAGUUGUAUUCCUGAGGAACUGCAUUCAAACCUGGUCAAAGAUAUGGUUUCGUCAUUAGUGACUGAACUUGCAGGAAUCUGCCAUAAUGGAAUUCACAUGCCUGCGAGGCCUCUGUCUGACAGACUGCACAGCCUAUCCGUUUUGUGUCUGCCUUUGGUGACCCACCCGGAAGCUGCGCCUUUGAUUGGCACCCUGCUCUUGUGCCCUGAAUUUGGCCAUAAUGGAGCUCUUAGCGCGGAGUUCCUGGAAGCUGUCGGAAAAGCUGUGCUGGAGAAGAAGUUAGUUCUUGAUGAGCCGGAAGUCAUGAGCCUCUGGCUGCGCUGCCUUCCCAGUCUUGAAAAGGCCACGUUACAUCUGAUUGACUCGUUGGUUUCAAAUGAGUCUCUGUUGCCACAAGACAUGGAGCACCUGAUGAUGGAUUCUUUAUUGCCCAAAGCCUCAGCCUACCAUGCCCCUAUAUUUCUGACCGUGAAAGACAUUUUCAGGCAAAUGCUUCUGGAGUCCAGUGAAAACACACCAGUACAAAGUAUUAUAAGGCUGUUCACGCGCUGCUUUGUCCAGUCACUGCUGCUUGAGGACAUGCAGGAGAGGCUGCCCUUGAAGGUGUUCUUUCCUCACCAUCCUCAGUCUCUGGUGAUGGCCCUCCUGAAGCUUCCCUCAGAAGUGCCUUCUCAUGUGUGGGAGGAACACUUGAAGUGGAUAAGCUGGACGUUAAGAAACGUUGUGGAAGUAGAAGAGCUCACAGGGUCCUGCCAGCGUCUCUUUGAGAAUUGGUUCUUACUAGUCCAGUGUGGAGACUGGGUGGAUGUCGCUGCACAGCAUCUAACUGCGUCAGACUCCGAAACCUCAGGGGCACUGCUGUGGCUUUUGGCUUUCUACCAUCAUCCAAACAAUGAAAGCCAGCAGAGGUCUGAAUCACUGGCAGUUGCUCGAGGCGUCUGCGAUCAUCUGAAGUCGCUCUUCGCCAGUGCUCCUCCGACGGCAGCGCACCUCGAGACGCUUUUAAGCCUCGCAGCCACAGACUCUCAGCAGUGUCGCACACCACACCUCAUUGAUCAGCUUGCAGUGAACUUUGUGGUCUUUUCUGAAGGUGGAAAUGCGGUUGCUAAGGAGGUUGUCCGAGCGAUGAUGCACUGGAGUUCAAGAAAAGUAGUGUCUGCUUUGAAAGCUGGUAUUGAACAUAGACUAAACAGAUAUGGAUUAAUGGACUUCAAAGCUCAUUCAAGGCUGAAGAUAAUGCAGGAAGUUCUUCAGGAGCAGUGAGGUGAAAGUCAGUAUAUAAGAUCUGCCAUAGCUGAAAUAAUUUGUCAUUGUUGUAUUAACAUCCCCAUGGCUAAACAAUUUAUACUAAUUUUUCAGAUAUAUGCACUAUUUUUCUAUGUGCUCUAUAAAUGUGUAAUGCUUAUCAGAAUCAUUUCUGUAUAACCAUAACAAAUGACCAGAUAUUUGAAUUUUAUUUUGUUUUAAAUCUAAGGAUUCUGGCUAUAUUUUCCACCACAUUUUAUUUUUGACUGAGGACAACAAUUACAUACUUCAUUUUUUUUUAUUUUUCUUAGGAGCUCUGAGUCUUUUGCACAAGUCCAUAAUUCUCAGACCACAAGGAUUGUAAAUCUAUGACUGCUGAAUUUGGAAUAUACAGGGGUACCACAGAAAUGUUAUUUUAAUCAUAGUUACUGACAGAUGCAGGAAUUCAAUAUUUUGAGGACAGACUGUUCUCAAGUUUUGUCCUUCCAGUUUUCAGUUCCGUUUUUCUCUUAUUGCAAAAUUUUAAACAAAAAAAAAACAUUUGCUUAUUGUAAAUAAUUACAGUAAAGCGCGAUACUGGUAGAAGACAGAUUAUAUACAGAGUGCCAUAGUGCCGUCUUCAAACUGAGCAAAGUGCUGACUGGACAAGCAAACAGAUAAGUCAAAGAAACAGAGGUGAGGUAUUCCUCAUGAUAAUCUUUUCCAAAGACAGUAUAUCGAUGCUAAUUUACCUCUGAUUUGUUUUAAAGUGUAUUCCACACUUCUUGCCAAGCUGUGCCGAAGCUGAACCACACAUUGAUAUUCCAAGAGCUCUUUUAUGGCACGAAUGUGAUCUCUGAAGAAGACUACUAAACCGUCCCAGUUAAAAAGAGACUUCAGUUACUUGGCUUAGCACUUUUUGUGAAACUGUCUAUAAAUUUAUUAAAACAUUUAAAGUUUUAGAUUUAAA